AGUCCAGCCUCCAGCCCCGCGUGCACACAGUGGUUCAGUUGGUGAGACAACACAGACAGACGGAGACAGACGGAGACACCGACCUGUUGCCAAUGAUGUGACAGUACACAUUUAGAGAUUUUUUUCAUUUUUAAUUUAAAAAUUAAACAACCACGUCGCUUAAAAAAACAAAACAAACAAACCCUGACACAUUUUUGUGUCUGGCAUUUUUCCGUUGUUUGAAGGAGCCAUGGAGCCGAUAACGAAGUGGACGCCAAAACAAGUUGUCGACUGGAUGAGAGGUUUAGACGACAGCCUGCAGCAGUAUGUGAGCAACUUUGAGCGGGAAAAGAUCAGUGGGGAACAGCUACUGAAGAUCACACAUCAAGACCUGGAGGAGCUCGGCGUGGCCAGGAUUGGACACCAGGAACUGGUGCUGGAGGCCGUCGACCUACUCUGCGCUUUGAACUAUGGGGUAGAGACGGACAACUUGAAGAAUCUGGUCGUGAGGAUGAGAGCUGCCACCAACAGUCUACACAUGGCCACGUCUGACCGCAGGAAAAGCCCAGCGUAUGAUGGCAGCAUGUCACGCAAGCCACCCAACGACUUCCUUACCUCUGUGGUGGAGCUGAUCGGUGCUGCAAAGAGCCUGCUGGCUUGGCUUGACAGGACACCUCUGACAGGGAUCAGUGACUUCACAGCCACCAAGAACAAGAUCAUUCAGCUGUGUCUGGAGCUCACCACCACAGUUCAACAGGACUGCAGUGUUUACGAGAUGGAAGAGAAGAUCCUGGAAGUUUCUAAGAUUUUGAACAGCAUCUGUGACCAGACCGUGAGAACCACCUCUGACCCCCUGAUGAGCCAGUCGGCCUGCUUGGAAGAAGUCCAGCUGACCAAUAUCAAACCAGGAGAGGGUCUGGGAAUGUACAUCAAGUCUACGUAUGAUGGGUUACAUGUCAUCACAGGCACCACAGAGCACUCACCUGCAGACCUGACCAGGAAGAUCCAUGCUGGUGAUGAAGUGAUCCAGGUUAACCAGCAGACAGUGGUGGGCUGGCAGCUGAAAAACCUGGUUGUCAAACUGAGAGAGGAUCCCAGCGGUGUGGUUCUACUCCUUAAGAAGAGGCCCACAGGCCCAACAGGUUUCACCCCUGCCCCUCUAAAGAACAUGCGCUGGAAGCCCCCCGUACCACAGAACAACUCCUCCUUGAUCAGAGCCCAGUCUCCCUGCAGCUCAGCUAACGGCUCAACCAAAAAGGAGAAGCCAGCUAUCCUGGACUUGUACAUCCCCCCUCCUCCUCCAAUGCCGUACACCCCACGAGAGGCGAGAACGGACACCUUCUCCAGCAUUAGUAAAAGACCAAAGGGCUCUGAGUCACCCAACUCCUUUCUGGACCAGGAGAGCAGAAGACGCUGCACGAUCUCAGAUUAUGACAAGAUAAGCGUCGGCUGUCCGAUCGAGGCCAACGUGAUACAGCCCAGAAUGAGGGAGCACAGGCCCUCACGUGGAAAGCCCCGGCCUCUCUCCAUGCCAGCAGAUACAUGUGUUGGAGUGGUAGAUCCCUACGCUAAGCCCUGGACACAGGGAAGGAAAGGUGAAGACCUCCUGUACAGAUACCUGAGCAAUGAGAGGAUCCCUACCAUUGCGGAGGAGGUCCCCUCGGUGUCUCCGCCCUACAGGCCUGCGGGGGAACGUCACCUCGUCAGAGUGGACCACAUCAGGGGCAGCCGCUACUACUCCAACUCUGACCUCCACAACAGCGCCACCAUCCCCUACCAGGAGGACAUGAGAAAGGCCCCCGUAGCCCCCGUCUCCAAACGCACGGCAGAACGCUCACUACUGGUCAGUUGGAUCACGCGGCUUAAGCUAUUGACUCACUGAUGAUGCGCUUCCUGUCCGGGGCUUCCUGUCUUGUGUCCUUCCUCAGUGCCUUUUGAUUUUUAACGUCCAGCUGGUUUUUUGGCAGCUUCGGGCUUUCUCACACUCUCUCCCCAACCUCCAUAUUUCCCUGGUGUUACUACUACUACCAACUACUACUCCUCAACCAAACUUACUUUUGUAGUACUCACGGCAUUACAUCAUCACCCCUUUAACACUGCGCACAACCCUCCUCGUCUCUGACUACAAGUCCCAUCUCUGCCUCAAGUGGAUACAGUUUGUUCAGGUUUAGGACACUUUGGCCUUGUGUGCUGUCUAUGGACUCCUCUGUACAUACUAAGUUAUGUCAUGUUUCAGUUGAAAUGCUCUCUGGUACCAUUAUUUAAUACUUCAGCUAUUUGCUUAUUUUGAUUUUAUCUGCAUAAAUAAGUUAUGGAAACUAAACUAAGUGAAACAAACAGCAUAUUUUGUUAGUGAAACUGUGCUUUUACUAUACAUGUUACUUUUUUCUUUUUUCAAAUUACACUUUUGUGAUCAGUUACAUUAACCUCUGCCAAAGGUUGCCUCUUGUAAGCUAUGCAUAAACUUCAUAAGGAUUUUUGUAGUCACUUUAGUUGAAAAAUGCUGCAUUGGUUGGUAAAAGGUAGGGGUGCAACGAUACACAGAAUUCACGGUUCGGUUCGAUACUUUACUGUCACAGUUCGAUAUUUUUUCAAUACAAAAAAGAGAACUUUCCAUGCCUUUUUUGACUUGUAGUUUACUGAAAUUACCAACAUUUGUUUCAACUGAUCUGAAGGAUGGUGGAGGAUCUUUGAUUUUAGCGAGCAGCACGCGUCAAUGUACACAGACCACCUCGAGCAGUGGGAAGCAAGGCACAGAAAAAGCAAAGAGAAGCUGAUGGAUUUUCAAAAUAAAAUACCCCAUGCAAACUACCGGUCGUAAAAACAGACGAAACUAAUAUGUUUAUGCAUGUUUGGAAGAACAUAGACUGGGAAAAUGGCCAAAUCUGGCGGGCUAAACGCUUGCUUCUGAAAUGCUACGCCACUGAGCUCUCAGCACAGAGCGCAUUGUCAGAAGUUGAUAAAAAUAAAUAUAAAAUUGCAUUGUAUUGUUCGAUUCAUAGUGCAAACCAAACCGAGACCACCGUAUCGAACGGUUCAAUACAGAUACAUGUAUUGUUGCACCCCUUGUAAAAGGAUGUUUAUAUCUUGUCACAAAUACUUGUGCUAGUUUUAAAGCUAUGCACUCUAUUCAGUAAACUUUUCUAUCCUGUGUUUCAGUUUACUCUGCAAUUAUCCACCUAAAGAGCCUAUACAUAGAGCUGGCUGACAGUAAUAAAUGGUCUUUCUAAGCCAGUGUUUUGAACCAAUCUUUUAGGACGCACGGGUCACAUGGACGACCACAGAUCACAAGAGACAGAAUGACAGUAUUAUUUAAGAAAAUACAGGGAAGAAGUGUCUAUUGUUGCUUGAUCUGCCUUUUGUAAGUUUUGAAUAGUGUUUUAUUAAAAAUUGCAGUUCAUGUCAGUGA
Messenger RNA from Larimichthys crocea (large yellow croaker), 3388 nucleotides. Its product is annotated as connector enhancer of kinase suppressor of ras 3. Gene Ontology annotation, molecular function: protein binding. NCBI's taxonomy places the organism in Eukaryota, Metazoa, Chordata, Actinopteri, Sciaenidae. Gene Ontology annotation, cellular component: cytoplasm; membrane. The record is from RefSeq and is a predicted model, not a curated record. The transcript is spliced from 13 exons. The coding region runs from base 230 to 1861 and encodes 543 amino acids. Gene Ontology annotation, biological process: regulation of signal transduction.